Messenger RNA from Misgurnus anguillicaudatus (oriental weatherfish), 3359 nucleotides. The record is from RefSeq and is a predicted model, not a curated record. Lineage: Eukaryota; Metazoa; Chordata; Actinopteri; Cypriniformes; Cobitidae.
AGACUUUUAUUUUGAAAGCUGUCCGGGUGCAGCUUUGUCCGGAAGUAAAGCUCGCUCUAAUGUUAUGGAUCAUGUGAAACAUUCAGCUGUAUGAUCAAUACGUGUAUUAUGAUGCGUUGGCAUGUUUACAGAAUUCAUACAUGAUUUUCGAUCAUCAUAUUAGGUAUAAUGUGGGACAGUCAGUCAUUUGUGGGGGGUGUAAGGAGGACUCUGAGGCUCGAUGUCUUUAAAGAUGUUGCUCGUCAGUAUCCUUUCAUCUUCUGUAUCUUUACUGUCAUGAUCUCAUCCACCAUCAUACUCAACCAAUAUCUUCAUAUCCUGCUGAUAUUCUGGUCUUUUCUGGCUGGCGUCAUCACUUUUUAUUGCUCUCUCAGCCCUGAAUACCUGCUGCCCAAUAUAUUCAUUACAGUCAAAAGUAAGAGAAAACCGCAGGAACAACAGGAGUUAUUCCCUCUGGGUCACAGUUGUGCAGUAUGUGGAAAGAAGCAGUGCACACGUCACAGACCCACACUUCUUCUAGAAAACUAUCAGCCAUGGCUGGAGCUAAAGGUGCCGUCUAAAGUGGAUGCCAGUAUUUCAGAGGUUUUUGAGUUAGUCCUGGAGAACUUUGUGUACCCAUGGUACAGAGAUAUAACAGAUGAUGAGGCGUGUGUGGAUGAACUGAGACAGACGAUCCGUUUCUUCGCUGCGGUUCUGGCUCACCGAGCACAAAAGGUGGAUCUUCCUUCAGUUGUGAUGGGUAAAAUGAUGAGAGCUGCUAUGAAGCACAUUGAGAUCAUUGCUAAAGCACAACAGAAAGUGAGGAACUCUGAAGGUCUCCAGCAGGCGGCUCUUGUGGAGUACGGUGCAGAUAUACACGUGGCUCUGCGUAGCCGCAAAGAUGAACUGUUGUAUCUGAGGAAACUGACAGAGCUGCUGUUUCCUUACGUCGUGCCUCCUAAAGCUACAGACUGCAGAUCUUUGGCUCUGCUGAUUCGGGAGGUCAUGACUGGUUCGGUUUUUCUCCCAAUAAUGGACUACAUAGCUGACCCAGACACAGUGAAUCACAUGGUGCUCAUCUAUAUUGAUGAUACUCCACCUGAGCCGGUGACCGAUCCGCCAUCUGCACUUGUGCCGUUUCUGAAGAAGUUUGCAGAUACCCGCAACAAAAAAUCAUCUGUGUUGAAGUUGGAACUGAAGGAGAUCAGAGAGCAACAGGAUCUGUUGUUUCGCUUCAUGAGUUUUUUAAAGGAGGAAGGAGCGGUUCAUGUACUGCAAUUCUGUCUGACUGUAGAGGAGUUUAAUGACCGAAUCCUGAGUCCUGAUCUGAGCGAUGCAGAGAUGCAGCGCUUACAUGAAGAAGUUCAGAAGAUUUAUGAAACAUACUGUCUGGAGGAGAGCAUCGAUAAGAUCAGCUUUGACCCCUUCAUCAUAGAAGAGAUUCACAACAUUGCUCAGGGGCCGUACACAGACGUGGUGAAGCUCCAGACGAUGCCAUGUUUGUUUGAGGCGUACGAGCAUGUGUUGUCUCUCCUGGAGAACGUCUUUACACCCAUGUUCUGCCACAGUGAUGAGUAUUUCAGACACCUGCUCUGGGGUGCAGAUUCUCCCGCUAGAAAUUCGAAACUGAACAGGAAUUUAAGUUUGGAUGAUUUAAGAGUUGACAGCAUCCCUCUGGCUGGGCCUUAUAAUACUGGCCACAGAUCUCCAUCCAUCAUUCCCAGAACUUCACCCACAACCAUGAAAUCCAUCUUAGCACUUCACCCCAGAGUUUUAUCAUCCCUCUCCGAUUUAAGAAAGAACUCAUCGAAACGCGGCGAGUCCUUUGGCAUCAGUAGGAUUGGCAGUAAGAUAAAGGGAGUCUUCAAGAGCAAUGCAACGGAAGGAGCCAUGCCGCCACAGUACGCCAUGAUUGAAGGAGAAGAUGACUUGGUGGAAGAGGCAGCGAUGGUGUUUGAGGACGACUCUCCAGGGCCUGUAGAGGGCGCUGGGUCUCAAGGAACACAGCGUAAUCUUUCUGCAUGGACCGUCUCUAUCCCUUAUGUGGACUUUUAUGAGGAGGAAGUUAAGAGAGAGCGCAUCCUAGUCUUCUGCAUCGAUGUGGAAAGACAUGACAGGUUAAACGUGGGACAUGACAUUGAGAGCUGGUCUGUGUACAGAAGAUACCUGGAGUUUUAUGUGCUGGAGUCCAAACUUACAGAGUUUCAUGGUUCAUUCCAGGACGCCCAGCUUCCUUCCAAAAGGAUCAUUGGACCAAAGAAUUAUGAAUUCCUAAACUCCAAACGCGGUGAAUUUGAGGAAUAUUUGCAGAAACUACUGCAUCACCCCGAGCUGAGCAACAGUCAACUACUGGCUGAUUUUCUGUCUCCACACAGUAUGGAGUCUCAGUUUCUCGACAGAACGCUGUCAGAUGUUAACCUGGGGAAGAUUUUCAAGUCUGUUCCAGGAAAACUCAUCAAAGAGAAAGGACAGAAUCUGGAGCCGUUUAUUCAGUCUUUCUUCAGUUCAUGUGAAUGUCCUAAACCCAAACCCAGCAGACCUGAGCUCACAAUCCUCAGCCCCACCGCAGAAAAUAACAAAAAGCUGUUCAAUGAGUUAUACAGAAACAAUGCCAAUCUGCCAGAGGGACUGGAGAGAAAACACAACCAGAAUUACUUCAUGGAACUGAUGGAGGUGGACGGAGCGUAUGACUACAUCAUGUACAUAGGUCGUGUGAUAUUCCACAUGCCCGACUGGCUUCAUCAUAUCCUGAGCGCAGGUCGUAUCCUCCUGAAGAAAACUCUGGAGGCGUAUGUUGAACACUACUUCCAGUUCAAACUCGAACAGAUCAUGCAAGAACAUCGCCUCGUAUCUCUCAUCACCCUACUGCGAGAUGCUGUUUUCUGUGAGAAUACUGAGGAACGUUCUCCUGAAGACAAACAGAAACGAGCCAAGCAGACCUUCGAGGAGAUGAUGAACUAUCUGCCAGAUUUGGUGGGGAAAUGUGUCGGUGAAGAAGCGAAGUUUGAGGGUGUGAAGUUGCUUUUCACAGGCGUCCAGCAACCACUGCUUAAUAAACAGAUAACGUAUGUUUUACUUGACAUCGCUGUGCAGGAGCUGUUCCCAGAGCUCAGUAAGAUUACAGGUGAAGCUCCCAGACAGCAGACGACUCCGGGCCAGAUCCGCACCGGAUCGGGGCCGAAGUCACACAACAGCUGUUACAUGGCUUCUAUCUAGUAGUAUACAAUGUCUGUUGUUUUGUCUCCUGUAGAAUCAGAAGUCGGGUCUCUCUGUCUCCUCCACUAGACGGACGAAAGACAUCAUCUAAGAUCGUCUGACGCUAUAACGCUACAACAUUGGAUUUUAUUGGACUACUAAAAUAAAAUAAUUUAUUUACUUUA